Messenger RNA from Caenorhabditis sp. 36 PRJEB53466, 2293 nucleotides. Lineage: Eukaryota; Metazoa; Nematoda; Chromadorea; Rhabditida; Rhabditidae. The record is from the annotation of a GenBank genome assembly.
AUGUCGGCGAAUUUCUCGCAUCUCUGCUUGACCGAAGAACAGCAACGGAUGUCGGGGACGGCGUUGGAGUACAAUUUGCAGAGGUAAACAGACGGCUUGACCUAUUCGAGAUCAUUUCAGAUGUUCAGGUACUUCUAUCCAGCACUAGCGAUAUUCGGUAUUCUAGGCAAUGUGCUCAAUCUCACAGUGCUCCUAAACCGGAGCAUGAGGAGUCGCGCCAACUCAUUUUUGGCCGUUUUAGCAUUUGCCGAUAUCAUCUUUCUGUUUCUUCUCUUCCCAAACAUACUCGCCAAUUACUCUCUUUUCACAUUCAACUGGUACUAUCGGUGGUUCUACUUGCAUGCCAAGGUGAGAUCGGGCUACCAACUGAGAAAAGAUCAUCGUAACAAACCUCAUUUCCUGUUGCAGGUACACCUAAUCUCUCUCGCCAAUUGGUGUUCUUCGGUGGCUCACUGGUGCGUGAUCGCCGUCUGCGCCGACCGACUUUUGGGCAUUCAGAACCCGCUGUACGCUCGCGCCACGUGGCACUGGUACCCUCUUUCUGAUCUGUGACACCGUUCCAAGAGCAUCUUCAGGUGGAAACUGCCGUUAGUCACCACGAUCAUCGUGUUCACGUGCGGCCUUCUGACGUGCUACCAGCAUUUUGAGUACUUCUGUCUCGUUCGAUCCUACUGUCGCGAGACGCAACUCUACUCGAGGUGUUUGCCAGUAAAUGCAGAGUGAGUUCGGUCAUUUGGAAAUUUGGAAUAAUUAUGAAUGAUGCCGAUGACUGCGCACGGCUCGAAUGACUCAUAAAUUUUGCAUUUCUCGAGAAAACAGCGCGAAGAGAAAACAACAUCUUUUUGGAAAAGAAAUGUGCUGGCGUGGCAAGGAAAGGGUGUCAAAAACAUGCAAAACGAGCCUUGACUGACUUUCAGAUGACGCAAAUGACUCAUUUCAGAAAAUGGUUUGGACACCGCCCGAAUCCGUUCUCCGACCGCUACCAGAGCUUCAUCGCCAUGUGCAAGCUGGCUCACAUCUUCCUCAUGAUCAUCCUUCCCAUCAUUCUCCUGCUCUUCCUCAAUCUGACACUUCUCUGGGCUCUCCGGAAACGGCAGAAACAUUUGUCCAUCGGGAAGGAUUUCAAUGCGGACCGGUAAGAACCUGAGUCAAAUCCCCAUCUAAUCUCUGCUUCCUUCAGACGUCAUAACGAUGUACACAUGCAGAAAACAGAACAUCGCGUCACUUUGACCGUCACUUUCAUCGUUACAAUGUUCACUCUCACGAACGGGCCGUCGGCUCUCGUGCAUUUGGUCAUGUAUGCAACUCAUCAAGAGCUCUACGAUUUGACCAUGAUAUCUAGGUAUCUCCAAUCCAUUAUUUUCCGUUUCUAUUAUCUCUUAACUUGUUCCAGCACACUGGUGAUCUGCGGGAAGGCGUCAAACUUCAUUCUUUUCUGCCUCGGCUCCAAACACUUCAGGCUAAGGCUGCUCAAGUUGACGCGGAAGAAGAUUAACAGAAAAAUCGGUGAGUUCCACCGUUCAGUCAACGAAUAUCCGUCGCUCCUAACAUCCUAGUGCUCCAUAAGAAUUCGUACCUCUACAAGACGAAAGGAACGUCGUUCUCGAGACUAGGAUAACAGGGUGCACACGAGCAUAUCUGUAGGUUUCCGUGUGACCUUCUCACUCCCUCAGUUCGAUCCGAACUAACUUCCCCAACCACACCGUUUCAUUCCUUCGUUCCACUUUUCUUCUCUGCUCCUCUGUUUCCAUGAUUACGUGUUCAGGCCGAGUGGUCAUCCUUCACGAGAGUAUGUCCACACUCUUCACUGUUAUCCGGCACUGGCGCAACACUGGAUCCCAGAACGGUUCGCCCGCCCGUUUCUUUUUCGGCACUUUCUGAACCACUUGCACUCGGGCCACGAACAGCACGCUUUUGCACUUUCCCACUUGCUAACCCACUCUGUUUCCACUCAUCACGUCUUCCGAGCUUCGAGAUUCUUUUUCCACGUCUUCAAGAUUCACAAGUCCCUGUUCAUUCAUCCACGUGGCUUGUCUCACUGAUUCCCUUUCUGUCCCACCCAGAUUCCUUCCCCAACUUACCAAUUAUUGCGUUUUCAGACUCCAUAACCGGGUCGCUAGUGCAUACCACCAAGAUGAGCUCAGCCUCCUCCCGUCGUACUUCUGCUCCAGUUCAGGAGAAGAAAAGAUCCUCCUCUUGUGCUCCAUUGGUUGUCAAGAACAGAGCUCUGAGCACAGUGGAGACCAUCUAUCAGCCACUUUUAAACGGUGUCCAACGAAAAGACGAUCUCUGA